This is a messenger RNA of Helicoverpa zea (corn earworm), 1580 nucleotides long. RefSeq names its product probable methyltransferase-like protein 15 homolog. The transcript is spliced from 3 exons. NCBI's taxonomy places the organism in Eukaryota, Metazoa, Arthropoda, Insecta, Lepidoptera, Noctuidae. The coding region runs from base 117 to 1460 and encodes 447 amino acids. Gene Ontology annotation, biological process: rRNA base methylation; mitochondrial respiratory chain complex III assembly. The record is from RefSeq and is a predicted model, not a curated record. Gene Ontology annotation, molecular function: rRNA (cytosine-N4-)-methyltransferase activity.
UGACAUUGAUAGAUGUCAGAUCUGUACUAUACAGCUUAUCAGAUUUGCUUAAAAAUACUUUUAAAUAUCUCUAUCUAAGCGCUAAAUAAUAGGAUGAAAUAGUGAGUGAAAUAGCUAUGACUACUCAAUACAAGAAAUUUACCAGACUCAUAGCUAAAUGGCCCGUUGAUAAUACAAAAGGCGACAGGGACCUCGGAAAAUUCAUCAGAGAUAAAGUUAAGGCUGCGUUUGAGUCAUCAGAGCGCCAGAACUUGGAUUCUGAGCUGUGCAACCGACAGUACAACUCACUCAAUAAGCUAGCUGAUAAUUAUUACAAAAACAAGUAUAAACGAACUCACAGCAGUACAGCAACAGGGCUUAAUACUGAAGAGUGCAACCUCAUCCUAUCUAACGAAGUUCUCGAAUAUUUGAAGGAGGAAAACAAAGGUUUCUUCAGCAAAGUAUUGAGCACAGAACAUGUACGGUACAGAGAUCAUACACCUGUUAUGUUAAAUGAGUCAAUAAAACAUUUAAAUCCUCAAGACAAUGAGCUGUACAUUGAUAUGACAUUUGGAGCAGGUGGACACUCCAAGAAAAUUCUAGAAUCUGCUGAUUGUAAACUGAUUACUUUAGAUAGGGACCCAGUAGCAUAUGAAAAAGCUCAGAAAUUAGCUGAAGAGUACCCCAAUAGAGUAAUACCAUUAUUGGGUAGGUUUAGUGAACUCCCUGACCUUUUGAAAGCAAAUGAUAUAAAACAAUCCUCAAUUGAUGGAAUGCUCUUCGACUUUGGAUGCUCUUCAAUGCAAUUAGAUGUGGGAGAAAGAGGAUUUUCCAUCAGCAAAAAUGGUUUGUUGGAUAUGAGGAUGGACGCUGGCAGAGAUCCAAAUCAAAUAACUGCCAGAGAAGUACUAGCCACUGCUAAUGAGCAUGAACUCUACAAGAUAUUCAAAAUAUACGGGGAAGAGAAAAAAGCUGCCAAAAUAGCACAAACUAUUAUUCAAGCAAGAUACAUGAUCAAGAACAUUGAGACAACCAAAGAAUUAGUUGAUCUUGUCAAUGCCUGUUGCCCUGAUGAGAAACGGUUAGAUAAACUGCAGAGACCACAAUCAAAUGCUACAAAAAUAUUUCAAGCAUUACGUAUCUUCGUUAACAAUGAAUUGAACGAAAUUAACUAUGGUAUGGUUCUUGCUAAAUACUUCUUGAAACUCAAUGGGAAAUUAGUAACUAUCUGCUUCCAUUCAUUGGAAGAUACGAUAGUCAAACGUCAUAUAGCAGGGAAUUUGGUCAAUGAAGUUGCGAAUCCUGUUCCAUUGAAGUAUUUAAGUCCUAUGUUAGUUCAGGAUCAAGAUACCAUCAACAUGUUCUUGGAUACUCCUUGGAAAGCCAUCAAUAAGCAUGUGGAAGUUCCCACUGAUGAAGAAGUGGAGAGAAAUCCCAGAAGCCGUAGUGCUAGAUUACGAGCUGCCAUCAAAAUUAAAUGAGAUUUUUUGUGGUGAAACAGCCUUUACAGAAUGUAUAGAGUAGUCAAAUAGUUCAAUUAUAUAGUUGUACAUAACAGUUGUUUUUAAGGAUUAUUGUUUCUAUUACAAAAUUUAGACUAA